Neohortaea acidophila is the source of this 1056-nucleotide messenger RNA. RefSeq lists its product as uncharacterized. Lineage: Eukaryota; Fungi; Ascomycota; Dothideomycetes; Mycosphaerellales; Teratosphaeriaceae. The transcript has 4 exons. Gene Ontology annotation, molecular function: oxidoreductase activity, acting on the CH-CH group of donors, NAD or NADP as acceptor. Bases 1 to 1056 code for a protein of 351 amino acids. The record is from RefSeq and is a predicted model, not a curated record.
AUGGUCAAAUCACGACAAUGGAUUCUGGCUAAGAAGCCCAAGGAUUUGCCCGAACUCGACGGUCCCAAUGCCACCUUCAAGCUUCAGGAAACGGAGCUGCCCGAUCUCAAGGAUGGCGAGGUGCUGGUCAAGACGACUUUCAUCUCCAAUGAUCCUGCGCAACGUGGGUGGAUCGCCGAAGAUGCCAACCCCGACCGUCUCUACGUGCCCCCAGUGAAAGAGGGCGAGGUCAUGCGCGCCCGCGCCCUCGCCGAAGUCGUCGAAUCCAAGUCGCCCGACUGGAAGAAAGGCGACGCAGUCCUCGGCGGCACCAACUGGUCCGAGUACGCGGUGCUGAAAGCCAAAGACCUCCAGGCCGCCAAGGACCUUCCCGGCAACCGGCCCAAGACGCACUAUCUCGGUGCGCUGGGGCUGACGGGGUUGACGGCCUACUUUGGCCUGACGGAGGUGGGCGAGCUGAAGCCUGAGCACACCGUGGUUGUUUCUGGCGCUGCGGGGGCGACGGGCAUGAUGGCCGUGCAGAUUGCGAAGAACAUUGUCGGGUGUAAGAAGGUGAUUGGGUUUGCGGGUAGCGAUGAGAAGUGCAAGUGGGUGGAGAGUCUGGGAGCGGACCUGUGCUUGAAUUACAAGAAGGACAGCUUCAAGAAAGACCUCGAAAAGGCCUUGCCGGCCCCGGAUGGAUAUGCGAAUGUCUACUUCGACAAUGUCGGCGGCGAGAUUCUCGACGUCAUGCUCACGCGCAUGGCCAAGUUUGGGCGGGUGAUUGCGUGCGGCGCCAUCUCGAGCUACAACUCCUCCGCGGGCACCAUGUACGGGGUGAAGAACUGGUUCGAAAUUAUCAUCAUGAGCCUCCGGAUCCAGGGGUUCAUUGUGCUGAGUUACGCCAGCAAGUACGGGCAAGCGCUGGAGACGCUGCAGAAAGCGCUGGCGGACGGCAAGCUGCAAAUCGACGAGGGCGAACAUGUUGUCAAGUCCAGUUUCGAGGAGGUCCCCAAGACGUGGAUGCAUCUGUUCAGCGGCGGCAAUACUGGAAAGCUGGUCACGGCCCUGCAGUAA